AUGCAGCCCUACAGCAUCUUCACUCUUGUGAGUAACUACAGCUCAGAAAAGGAGCAGACGGGCCGCAGCGCAUUUGUUCAACCAGAUUGCAGUCAGUGUAUUAUCGAAGAAGGAAUUUGCGAAAUUGGAGCACUCUGUCUACAGGAAUCUCUGCGUUAUUCUUAUUGGAGUCCCUUAGACCUGCGAGAAGAGAAAUGCGAUCUUGAUAAUCAAUUCUUCUUAUACACCUCUGUCUCUCCAGUGCAGAAGUUAUUGAGGAUAGUCGUUGAUGAUGUAGAUGAAAUAGAUCGCGCUGAUGAUCUAGAAGAAUUCGAUUCUGACUGUGAGCAUGGGAGCGAGGAAUCAGACUCUGACCGGGACUCGUGGAACGUUGACUACAAUGACUAUUCGAGUGGGGCUUCGGAUUCCGACCCAGAAAUAGAGCCUGAAUCAUCUGCAGCUCCUGUUGAAGCCAUUAGCAUCCAUCCUUCUGCGGAUUUUGGUACCGGGGAAAGCUCACUUAUGCCGGGUGGCUCAGAGAGUCCAGAACUAGACGAGAGUGUCAUUGCGAAGGCCAAUGAAAUAGCAACUGAGAUUUGUGCUCGGAGGUGCAUGAUUACCAAUGGAUUAAGUCGACUCUCGAUGAUGAAAACGAUCAAAGACAUUGUAACGACUCCCGUACAGAACCGUAUGACUAUCUGCCCCGUAUUUUUUACGUGA
Messenger RNA from Lobosporangium transversale, 699 nucleotides. RefSeq lists its product as hypothetical. The record is from RefSeq and is a predicted model, not a curated record. NCBI's taxonomy places the organism in Eukaryota, Fungi, Mortierellomycota, Mortierellomycetes, Mortierellales, Mortierellaceae. The coding region runs from base 1 to 699 and encodes 232 amino acids. The transcript has 4 exons.